GUUUACUCUCUCAGCGUUGAGACGCGAGAUCGGCGACGGGCGAGAGGAUCGCCGUGUGAAGACGCGAUCUGUGACUUCAGUGGCCUAUAGCAGCCCGAGACCGGCGAGCGACAAAUGCUACAAGCGUACGACCGGAAACUAGGACUCAGCCAUUGAAAUAUGUUUUUUAAUUACGCGGCAUCGUUUUAAAUAUUUUCUUGAUUUUUAAUCAAAAUUAUUUAUUGUUAUGCAAGGAUAAAUCAUACCAAAAAGAUGAUUGUGAAGCUCAUCAUGAACGGGAGAGGCGAGCUUCAUACGGACACUAACGGAUUACAGUAUACAGGUUUCAUCUGAUUUCCGCUGGAUUUUGGAUUAUAAAGGUAUGGAGGCUCGUGAUUUCUCCGCUCAAGCACACCUCCUUUCCGAGCGGGCCACGCUGGUGCCUCGCGCCGCCUCUCGCAUCUCUUCCGGCGGCCACGGCCCCGUGCAGCACGCGCCUCACUUUCCACCCGGGAAAUAUUAUCCGUCUCACUUGCCGAUGACGGCGCACUCAGGCAGUGGACUAAUGGGCAAUUCCUCGGCAUCUUUCAUGGGGACGUUCCUGGCCAGCAGUCUAGGCUCUCCUCCCUCACAUCCACCACACCCCUCCAGGCCUCCGUCCUCUCCCUCCUCACCUCCUUACCGCGGAGGUCCACACUCCAGCACUUCGCAGAUUUGGUUCCCCCACUCACAUGAAGCAGUCCCAGGGUACCCUCGCUUCUCAGGGAGUCUAGCCCAUACCUUUCUUCCCAUAAGCCAUUUGGAUCACCAUGCCAACAGUGGGGUCCUCUAUGGACAGCACAGAUUCUAUGAUACACAAAAAGAGAAUUUCUAUAUAAGAAGCCUUCCAUCUCAGCCCUCACUAAUCUCCGCCAAUCAGAACAUUCAGCCCAUGUCAAGGGCAGGACCAGGACAACCCCAGGGCUCAUGUAGCCGAGACCGAGAUGUAGGCAGUGGAGUUAGCCUCCACAAGGGGCUUAAAGACACUAGCAUAGACAGAGGUGUGGUUACAGACUCAAAGGAUAAAGACAGGCCAAGUAAUAAACAGGAUUCUAAAGACCGCCAUCACCACAGUCACCACCAACUACCCCAUCAUCACCCCAACCAACCUCUGCUGCACCUACAACACUCAGUCAGUAUGGAAGAGAUGAACGGACACAAAACCACUCUGCCUUUGGGGUACAAGGAUCAUUCACAGAGCAUGGCAAAGCCUCUUAGUGCCUGUCUGCUUAAUGGUAAGAUACAGAAUGGGGACCAUGAGACUAGGGCAAAAGGCUCAAUGGCUACUUGUGGGGGAGAUGGAGCAGGUAGAGGUAAUGUAGGGUCCAAUGGUGUCCAAAGCAGACACAUCAGAGGCAGCAGUAAUGGGCGCUGCAGCAAAGAGGCAGUAAGUGGUGAGAUGCGCAUCAGUGAGCAGCCUCCUACAGACUGUCUGGAGCGGAGUCAGUCACUGCAACAUUCUUUGCCCUACUCAGUGCCUCCUUCAUUGUCCAUGGGCCCAUCUGGUGGAGGGGGCCAUCCAGGGGGCUUCCACUGUCUGCAGUUCCAUCCCGGUGACCCCCAUCACUCACUCCACAACCACCAUUCACACCAUCACUCAGAAGUUUUCUGCCCUCCGCCAGCAGCCUCUGUGGGACCCCAUUCCUUACAUAAUAAAGGGAUCAAUAACGGUGGAUGCAGAGACCCCAAGAGAACUGGAGCCACAUUUUUACCAUCUGAUUGUCACAUUGGGGAGAAAACUGGAGACCCUUUCCAGGUGGGCUCUGAGUGCCAAAGGCUUGGGGGUGGAGAAAAUAGUGUCAAAGAAAAUGGCAUGGAAAAGACUGGCAAUGGAGGGAAUCACAGAAACUGGCCCAGAAAACCACAGCAACCUCCAAACCAGCAACAGCCUCCUUAUAGAAAAGCAGAAAAAGCCCCAGACUGGAUGCACAGCCACCACCACCAUCAGCAGCAUCAACAUCAGCAGGGCCAUUCCCAGCAACACCAGACUGUGCGUUCCCACAGUGCCGAUUGCAUCAACAAUAUAGAAACAGAAAUUCCCUUAACAAAUCAGUCGAUUAGCAAUUCACAGCCCUACAGGGACUGCUCACACUCAAGGCCUCCAACUAUUCCCUCACCUCUUGCAGGAAAGAACAUGGUUCAGCAUGCAAGUGGAGGACACGGAAAUUGCUCCAUGCAGCGAGAUGGACAAAAGGUUGCCCGUAUUCGCCACCAACAACACAUUAGAGCUGGCCCAGAUACUGCUGUUGCAGACCUAACGCCAGCUAAUGGGAACCAGGACAUGAAAAGAAAGAUGGAAAUGUCACCUUAUGGAUACAACAACAAUGCGCAGCAUCACCCACAUCAACAGUCUGCAGUUGUACCAUGGCCCAUGCAACCACAUCAUAUGCACCCUGAAGAGGACCAGCAAAAGGCUUACAUGGAAUCCAACAGUGCUGCCAACAACAGACCGCCUACACAGCAACAUCACCACCACCAGACAGCAGGAAUGGGUCACCCUCCUCUUCCCCAUCAACCAGCUCCUUCCCAAAACCAACAGGAGGUCACAAGUUUGCAAGUACAAAACAGUGCCAUGAAGAAUCUUUUGAAGUAUAGUAAUCAGCAACCACUUCUCCUGUCCCAGAAGAGCCCGUUUGGAGGGCUAGGAAGCCUCAAAACAGGGUCAAAUGGCACCACCUGCUCUCUUCAGGGAGGCAAGCAAACUCUACUUUCAAGGAAAGGGCAAAGCCACGAAAGUGAGCGAGCUGAAUGUGGGGGACGGGGCAGAGAGAUAGGAGAGUCGCCACAUGUAGAGGGGGAAGUGCGACAGCCUCCAGUAGGGAUUGCAGUUGCUGUGGCAAGACAGAAACACCCACAAUGCCAAACCUCACUGAGCCAUCCCAACAGCCAGCAGGGGCGGGUUCACCUCACCAUGAAAGGCACUCUACGUUCCAUGUACCCAUCAGAUUCACAAGGAGAGAAUGAAAGGAAAAGAACAAGUAUAGAGCACAUUGGGCAUCGGUGCUCAGACAGAGAUAGAGAUACAUAUAUAAGGGAUAACAAGGAAACGGUGGAAUUUGCCCACAUGCAUCCCUCUAACAGUUGCCAUGGAGACCUCACCUCUCAUAUUAUGGUGCCAGGUGGCACUUCAAUGCAACCAAGCCAGUUAGGAGACCCGACUGCUCAUACUCACUCUGCUCACCACCACUGGAUGCCACACACAGGAAAUCCCUCCCUCUGGAUGACGGGUCACUCUUAUAGCAUUGGGCAUACAGCACUGCAUCAGAACCUCCCACCUGGGUUUUCUGCAGCAAUGCCUUCCCCGCUACAGCCGGUUCUGCCCCUGCCCCAGGAUCCAUCUGCCCAACUGGUGGUGCUGCCCAGUGAACCUGCCGCCCAUCCAGCCACCCACCUUGAUGUCAUGGAGCAGCCUGGUCUGUGGCCUCCAGUGUACAGGGCCCAAGGGGCUCACUCCCAUAUGCAGCAUCGUGCUGUGUAUCCUCGCUCACAGUUUCUACGGCAACAGGAGCUUUAUGCUCUUCAGCAACACCAGCAGCUGCAGCAUCAGCAACACUCCAGCCAUCAGCCACCAACACACAGAGCAGAAAACAAUGUGGAGCUACAGCACAGAGCUGGCCACAGUCAGGUGCAGAAGAAACCAGAGGAACACAGCAUGGAGCUAGAAGACAUGCUGUCUGACGCCAGGCCCCUUAAACCUGCCAGGUGCUAUGCUUACAGCACCUCACCCCCCCGGGCCUCAACUGCCCACUUGUCACCCUGCUGCCAGUCUCCUUGUAUGCGUCCUCACCCUAAAAGCACAUCGUCUACCCCCUGCUCCGCCCCUAGUCCCGUGGCUGCAACACCCCACUCUCCUGCCAUCAACCCUUCUCUAUCACAGGUGCCCAAAGUUGCAGAGUCAAAGGAUAAGGGGGUGGAAGGGCAGCCGCCACAGGACUACCCUCAGUCUAUAGAGCCAGAUUUGCAUCCUGGAUACACCUAUCCAGACAUUGGCAUGGAAUACAGGAAUGGACCCACCCCUCAGGAAAUUCAGUUGGCAGAGCCUGCUAAUCUGGUAACUGUUCAAGUUGAAUCAGUUGUGCAUGCCCCUCCAUCUAUCUCCACCUUAGGAGAAGGCCUGGAAUGCCAUGCAAUUGUGAGGCCACUUCAAGAGACACAAGACUCAACAAUUGGAAAAGAUGCAGUUAGUCUUGUUGAAAAGCAACCAGAAUUUGCACAUGGCGAGGAGGAUGUGGAGAAAGUCGUGGCAGUGGGUUGUUGUAAACCUGUAGAUCAGAAAAAGGAUCACGCCGAACUGCUCCUUUGCACAGUUGUUGAAGCUUCGAUCAAUGAACUUGGACAAGGGCCUGUCUAUUUAUCUGAAGAAGUAAUACAUCAAGAUGAUAUUAAGGUAACCUACAAGGAAGAAGUGGGUAAAGAUGUACCUCCUAAGGAGAGAGAAAAGACCCUGGAGGCUCAGGGAGCUCCACUACUAGAACAACUUUGUGUCUCAGAUUGUGUCUCCUUGCGUUCACCAAACCAGCUGUCAAACACCACCAACCAAUCAGAAGUUGCAGUAAUGAAAGAGAAAGAAGAGCAAAACAGCUCUCAGAGUCUUGUGUCAAGCUACUGGAGUUUGGAGCUCCUGAUUGCUGCAGCCUUCUGUGGAGAUUGUCCUCCUCCAUCUCCAGCCUCCUCUUCCUCACAGCAGAGAUGCAAUGCUCCACUCAACUCUUAUCAUGGCAUGGAAUUGCUAAGUGAGCUGGCUGAUCUUGAACGGCAACAGUACCACCAAAGUAAUGGUAAAACUCAAGGAGAGGAGCAAUGGAUUUUCGACCUACAGAGUCUUGCUACUUUGGCAACAGCCCGUGCCCUUGAAUUGGACUCAGGGGAGAACAGCACUAAAGAUGCUGAGAAGCAGUAUCCCUCUCGAAGAACUCUCAACCUACGCCGAAAAUGCAGCUGGACACCACGGCAUGAACCGGUUUGUCCAGUGAAAGGUGCUAUUGACAGUAUGGAUGGACAGGAGCUGGCCAUGAGGAUGAGGCUUGCAGAGCUGCAACAACAAUAUAAAGAGAAACAGAAAGAACUGGCCAAACUUCAGCGAAAACAUGAUCACCAGAAAGAAGAGAAUCCUCGUAGUCCUGCACGUCGAGGUCCCGGCAGACCACGCAAACGAAAAUUGGCUCCUGGCCUCAGUUCCGGGGUCCUUACAGAACCUCAGAAAAAACUCAAAUUAACGGGGGCGGGGUUAAGUCCUCUGACAGAGGAGCACCGGGCAUGUGGAGAUUCUCCGAAACAGAAAAAGAAGAAAUUGUCCAGUCAAGGGUUUGGCGGUCUAAGUUCCACACAGAUGAAGUUCCAGUGCUGUCGAAAGAUCAGUCUCCAUGAUCAACACAUAACACAGUUAAAGCAGAAGGCUUCAGGUGCACAAGCUUUGUCUAGACCUUCAUCACAGGACAGAGAGUCUUCCUCAGUGUCUAAGAGCCUGUACUCCAAACGGACAUACUCCAAACCCAGCACAGCCAAUGAGUCGGAGACCUUAAGUGAUACAGCUACCAGUGGUGACAGUGGGCCACAGGAGUCCUGGAAGAGGCUCAAACCAGCAGCGGUUAAAAAGGGAAGGAAGAAAAGUGCUGGAAAUGCAGCAGGUUUGCAGCAGUCACAACAGGGCAGAACCUUGCAGGACAGAAGACCGGAACUGGACGAGGACAGGGACACGUCUCCACCCGAGAGCGAGUCCUCUGAACAAGAGGAAGAUGAAGAGGAAGGCAGUUAUGGCAGUGAGGAAGGCAGAGACAUCAAAGCUCCACCAUUCAGGAAUCUGUCAUUCAGUUCAGCUAUCACAGGCCCCUCCCCUUUCUCUGUCGUCAAACUGGAAGCCAAUCAAAAGGCAAAGAUUAAGAGAGAACGACAGGAGCUUUAUGGCUCUCAGCUUCACUCGGUAACAGAAGGGGACGUGAAGGUAAAGCAACGCGGCCCUUGUAGAUCCGUCCCCAUUACGGUCUCCAAACCUCCGGGUGUCAGACGACGACCAGGCAGGCCCAGACUGCAGGACAAACGCUGGCCUGGGAUCACGGCCCACUCGAGUCAUUACAGAAAGAAUAUGACAUUUCCCAGCAGCACUGGCGAGAGGCUGAAGAGAGCUACAAGGAGGAGCUCCAUGUUAAGAGUCACGAGAAGUUUCUGGUCGACCGGGACUCCAGACACUGAUGAUAACUGUGGUACGAGGAGAACCAGACUUCGAGAGUCUAAAGGUCGAGCGGUCAGCCGUCUGUUCGAGAGUUUCGCUGCAGAUGACGGCUUUCACCUGGGUGAGGACAGCAGCUUUUCAGAUGAAGAUGAUGAGAGGAAGCAUUCAUCUCACAGCAGAAAUACUCCUCUAGCUCCUCCAAACUGUGUGCUUACCAAAGAGCUUCUGACCGAUGGAUUGAAAGUUCUCAUCUCCAAAGAAGAUGAACUUCUGUAUGCUGCUCGUGUGAGAUCUACAGAGUCACCAGAUCUCUACAGUAUUGUUAUUGAUGGGGAGAGAGGAAACCGAUCCAGAGUUUACUCCCUCAAGCAGCUCCUUCAGGAAGCCGUAUUGGAAGUUCGUCCUGACACCAAGACUGUGCUAACAGAGGGGACAAGAGUGUGCGCUUACUGGAGCGAACGUUCACGAUGCCUUUACCCAGGAUAUGUACGAAGGGGGGAUGAAGGCAAACCUGGUGGUGUUAUGGUGGAGUUUGAUGAUGGUGACAGGGGCUGGAUAUCUUUCUCCAAUAUUCGCUUCCUUCCGCCCGGUUACCAGGUUGAAUAUGCUGAGUCAAAUCAUGUGCUGGUCUCUGAUGGACAACCUGGCAAAAGCGGCUCCAUGCAAGAAAAUGCAUCUCUGAGUGAGAGGACACAAGGUACAGACACAUCUGAAGUUCAUGAGAAGCCAGUGCGAAGACCAGGGAGGCCUAAAGGCUCAGGGCUAAAGAAGUUUAUCUCAAAUAAUGUGCUGAAGAGUUCAGCAUCUGCUUUGUCCUGGACAUCAGCACCUACACCCAGGAAAAGAACGGCAGUUAACUUCUUCCAACUCAGCGGCUCAACAUCAAAGAAGGUCUCAAAAGGCAGGUUGGCAGAAACGUCUCCACGAUCUUCUGUCACCACGGCCACACCAGCCAAAGGGCUCUUUGGCAGUAGCUCCUUUGAGGUGGACUCAUUUAGUAGCAUAGCAAAUGGAUAUUCAUCUUUUGGCCGGACCUCUGGGAUAUCGCUGGAGGGCAAGAAAGCCUUUUAUGGCCAAAAGAAAAGGAUUGCAGAGCCAGGGCCUUCCCGUGGUAAAAAGGCUGAAUUUCCCAUCAAAUUGGAUCACGAAGGUGUAACAUCUCCAAAAACCAAGAACAGUAAAGCUCUGUUGUUGUUGGGAGCUUCAAGUUUUGGCUCCAGUGGUGUGGCUGGAAUAGCCAGGACAGAAGCAUAUUCACACCCGGUCCUCCUGGUCAAGAACAACGGCAGAGGCAACUGCUCCCGAGUGGAGCUUGUGCCAAAAGGGACAACAGUCCAGAGGAAGCCUUCACUGUCCUCACGCAUGGAUGAAUAUGGAGACUUAAACCUUGGCUGCCGCAGAGACUGCCACAGCUCUUACUCAGACAUAGAUGAAGAAGAGGAAGAGGCACAGAUGAGGACAGAAAGGUCAGCACUCGCUCCAGCUUUGGGAGGUUUAACCGCCGGCAGAUUUCUCUCUCGUGUCUCUGUGUCGUCGUCUUCCUCGGGUUCCUCGAGCAGCUCCACCUCAGGCUCUCUCUCCAGUUCCAGUCUGUGUUCCUCUGACAAUGACUCAUCGUACAGCUCAGAGGAUGAAGAAAGCUCCACGUUGCUGUUGCAGAGCUGUUUGACCUCGCACCACUCUCUGCUACAGACCCCUGAACCCCCUGCCGGACCUCAGCGUCACUCGUUUGUGGCCAAAGCUGUGGCUGUGUCAGGUUCCAAAAGCGGACAUGCCACCCACAGUGUUAACAGCAAGCCACCAAAGAGAAAAGAGUGUCCCAGCUCUCUCUUCAAAACCUCAAAGGACAUGGUUAAGAGGCAACGACUUUUGGCAGACCAGACCAGGUCCAAACUGUCACCUGUGUUGUCAUCUAGGCAGCUGUGGAAAUGGUCUGGAAACCCCACGCAGCGGCGUGGACUGAAGGGGAAGGCCCGGAAGCUUUUCUACAAGGCCAUAAUGCGGGGCAAGGACAUGGUUAGGGUAGGGGACUGUGCUGUGUUCCUUUCAUCCAGCCAGGCUCAUUUGCCUUUAAUUGGUCGCAUUGAGAGUUUUUGGGAGUCAUGGCAAAGCCACAUGGUUGUGAAGGUCAAGUGGUUCUAUCAUCCUGAAGAGACCAAGCUAGAUAAGAGACACAGAGAUGGCCAACAUGCCCUGUACCAGUCGUGCCACGAGGAUGAGAAUGACGUCCAGACAAUCUCUCAUAAAUGCCAGGUGGUCACCCAUGGGGAAUUUGACCGUUUGACCCGUGACAGGAAGGCUGAUGGAAACUGUCAUGACCUGUACUACCUGGCCGGCACCUACGACCCCACCAGCGGCCAGCUGCUUAAUGCAGACAGGAUGUCCUUACUUUGUUAGCACUGGGCUGUCUGUGAAUACUACUGAGUUAUCCAUUGUUCGGGGUCCCCAAAUAUAGGAGCUGGGGUGCAAAGGAUGUAGACUACCAUCACUCGAUCCACUCUGGAAGUGAUAGCCUAUGUGUAGAUGCAGCUUGUCCAUGGUCCUGAUUCUCUUUUGAGAUUAUCUAAUACACAAACUGUGGAUGUAACUUCAAAACGUAUUCUGAUCUAAGAUCACCAAAGUAAAACUCUUGGUUAGGAGAACAUGGCUCUUGACUGUAAAGACUUGAGCCAUGUUGAUGCCAGCGGUGAUGUUUGGGCUGUUCCCUACAUGCCACAUUCACAAUUCCAGGGAUAUUUAAGUAGAUGUAAAUCUAAAUAUAUAGUUAUGUAAGUUUAUUUAUGUACAUAUAGGGAUUUAUCAAGCCAUACACUUUAGUACCUCUUGACAUCCGUUCUUAUUCAGGUGUAUUUUACAGGUCACUUUGUGUGUGUGCAUAGUUUUUUGUCAUUGUUGUUUAUAUGUAUAUACAAAUCUAUUUUAUAUAAGUGUAUUGUACAGGGCUUAACAUGUUUGAUUUAUUUUUGUAUAAGUAGAUGAUAUUGUAGUUGUCUAUGAGAUCAUGUUGGACUGAAGAUAUUUGCAUUGCACUGCACAUGGCCUGCUGAUAUAGUGAGCGAGAGAUCGAGAGAGAAGUGCAAGAGAUUUUUUGUUACACAGGGGCACAUCCUUCUGUCAGAUGCACUUUUUAGAGUAUUUCUUCCUCAAAUGUCUUACUCUCUUACUCUUAUUCAUUGUUGCCUAGGUUUGCAGACUCGAAACAUUUCAUUUGAAAUCCAAGGAUGGUGAUGUUUUAAAUUCGUUCCACAAAAUCAUUAUUGUUAUCAGUGUUUAGAUUGAAUCAGGGUUUGAUCUAGAUAUAGGUGAAUGACACGAAGAAAUGUGUGGGUCACAUUUCACCCCAAAAGCAAAAAUAGGUAAUGUUUCCCCACAUUACUGUAAUAAGAGAGUGGAAGGGAAGAAAUGGCACAAUGCAAAUCUCGUGUUGAUCCUAAAAAUCGUGCUUGUUAUCUUGUUGGAAAACAUGCCAAAAUAUACAUUUUUAAAUAGUUACCCAAAACACUACUGUACCCGAUGCAUUAUUUUUUUUUGUUAAAUGCAUCCUGCACUGUAUUUAUAUAUUGCUUUAAUGUUUUGGCCAUUUGAAUUUUUUUAAUAGCAGCACCCUUAAAAGUGUUUUUUGGUAAAUGAGCCCUGAACGUUUUGUCUUAAUAAAACACACUAAAAACAAAAGAUGAUAGAUUAGUUGGCAUACAGUCAAACUGUAUUUCUUACUGUUAAGAGACAAUCAUGUCAACUCUUUUAAUGGCUCACACAAUCACAGCAUUGUUUUGUUGUGCCAAAAAUUGUCUUCAUUUCUUAUUAUGCAAUCUUCACUGUAUUGUACAAGUGUUAUAGUUUAAUUUGUGCUAGUGUUUUGUCAUAAGUGUUUAUUUAUUGUCAGUGUUACUGUUUAACACACAAAAAAAACUCACCAGGGGGGACAUGUCUUUUAUUAAGACAUAAUUCACUGCAGUCACGUCAUAGAAAGUUGCUCUGUGGCUUGAGCUACAGUCAGACCUUCACACCUCUCAGCACUUGGAUGGGCCGGCCCUGUCGGGGGAAAUGCUGUCUUUCACUGACCCACCCCCUAUUUUAGAUUUACAGAUGGACUUCCAAAAUGUCUCCUUUGCCUUGUUUGACUUGAAAUUUGCUUUAACGUAAUGUGCAUAUUUUGUCUAAAAGAAAAGCAUGUGCACUUACAGUAUGUUUGGAAUAGUCUACUAUUUUUUACUAUUAAUAAAGUACAUAUACUGUGCAGAUCUUCUGUAAUAUAGAAGACCAAGAUGACCUGCUGCAUUUGCCACAAUACUGUAUUAAACAAUGCAAUGCGUGCUACUUGAUUUAACAUAUCCAGUGUGUUAAAAGAACUAGAUUUACAUUUAUUCAUUUAGUAGGCAUUUCUAUCCAUACAAUCAAGAGAGCAUUUACAGUCAUUUCUAUACAAAACUGAAUUCAACACUAGUGUUUGAUCACCUGCUAAAUAUUACAGUAAUUGAACUAUUAUAUGUAAAACAGUAUUUACUGUGCAGUAUUUACCAAGUAAUCAGCUAGAAUAUAGCAUAACAUUCCGAACAAAGCCCGUGUUUAUGAUGCGUUAGCAGUUUAACGUUGUAUCUACCAGGAUGAUGUUUGAUCUGUUAGGACAUAAUUAGGUUUAGUUAUUUCUUAAACACUUUGUCUAAGGAAGGAUUAGAUUAGAGCUGUGUGUGUGUGUGUGCGCGCAUGCGUGCGUGUGUGUGUGUGCCUUUUGUAUUUUGCCUUUUACGUUUGAUUGUUUUGACACAGGAGGGCACUGGAUAGGGUCAUGUGUGUACUUGGCAUAAGUUAAGCACGCAUAUAUUCUGUCUGUAACUCUGAUGUUUAAACACAGAUUCGGAAUUGUUAUUGGUUCAAGAAUCAGUUGACUAAAGUCUUUUAGUAGAGAAGGAGAGAAGGCUGAUUAGAUCCUAUAUGAAGGUCAGAGAGGGUCUGUGGGUAUUCAGGUCAAUAAGAACAGGUGAAUGCCCAUGGCAAAGGUGCAAUACUACUUUGGCUAAAUAUUCAAAUAGCACUCAGCAUUUUUAAGCUUUUUACAAAAGCUGAUGGGUAAUAAGAAGCGAUAAGGAGGACGCAGGAUCGUCUGUCCUAUUAAUCAACUUAAUAAAGUGUUGUUUUGCUUUUUAUGUAAGAAAGUCGCAAGGUCUGUAUUUACUAUUUUGCUUGUCCAAGAAUCUAUCAGAUGUUCUAACGUUGUUCAUGAAAAACUGUGUAUCUUUAUAUGUUUAUUUUGUUUAACUGAGUCCUUUCUUACUUUCUUUCUUUGCUUUAAAAAUGUUUUAAAGAAUGUAAAUCUGUAAAGUAAGGUUUGAUUUUGAGGUAAACAUUUUCCAAAAAAAAAAAAAUUAAUAUCAACUGUAAACGUGGUUUAGUAUUCAAUUUUUUUAUAGAGGACUUGUGAAUAAAUUUAUUGGCAUAUGUCUA
Messenger RNA from Misgurnus anguillicaudatus (oriental weatherfish), 11629 nucleotides. It is a transcript of the gene bahcc1a, whose product is annotated as BAH domain and coiled-coil containing 1a. The record is from RefSeq and is a predicted model, not a curated record. Lineage: Eukaryota; Metazoa; Chordata; Actinopteri; Cypriniformes; Cobitidae. Gene Ontology annotation, molecular function: chromatin binding.